This is a messenger RNA of Linum trigynum, 952 nucleotides long. The record is from the annotation of a GenBank genome assembly. Lineage: Eukaryota; Viridiplantae; Streptophyta; Magnoliopsida; Malpighiales; Linaceae.
CUUAAGUGAAGACUCAUCUCCUCUCAAAUUAUAUAGGCAUAAUAUUAGAAGGGAAAAUGGAUGCAAGUUGACUAAAUGUUUUAUCGGGAAAACCAAAUACCAUUGCCGGUGCCGAUUUUGGUUUCCGGCGAUGUUGAUUUGAUGUUUCGUUAUGGAAACUCUUGCGGUGCCGUUUGAUCGGAAGCACCGUUGAUUGCUGAAAUUGAGACGAUCGUCAAAUAUCCGCCGCCGAAUGUCGGCGCCGUUGAUUUGAUCGGUGCAACUCUGACUUCUGAAAACGAUGACGAUCGUCAAAUAUCCACCGCCGUGCGAUGUUGAUUUGAUCGAUGCACCUCUGAAUGGUGAAAUCAACGUGACCGUCAAAUGUCCACCACCGGACGAUGUUGAUUUGAUCGAUGCACCUCUGAAUGGUGAAAUCAACGUGACCGUCAAAUGUCCACCGCCGGACGAUGUUGAUCUGAUCGAUGCACCUCUGACUUCUAACCAACACGACCGUUACUACGAUUCGCACGUCUCCAAACUACGUUCGAACGAGUGUGUUUGAGUUUUUUGAGGAAUCUACACUACCACUACUCCUAUGGAGAUUCCUGUGGAGAGCUCAGCGACUACGACUAAGACUACAACUAUGGAGAUCCUUCCUGGAAGGAGAGCUCCGCGAAGGAGUUACAGAGAAAAGGCAAAGUUUUGACAGAGUUGUUCUGUGUUGAUUUUUGGUUCUCUUUCUUUCUCCUUGCUCCACUGCUUUUAUUCGAAAAAACGCUUCGUAGUCUUCACGCUUGGUGGAACUGUUUCCUUAACUGCUCCGUUGUGAACUCCCACGUGUCUCAACCAUCUUGAUCUCCUCCUUGCUCGGGUUGGUGUGAAUCUCACGCGAUGUCGUUUUCUUCCCCAAACAGCUCUAUCUGCUUUUUUUACUCCACGACAUUGUUUUAAGUAAAACACUGUCGUUUUA